Molecule: messenger RNA, 360 nt
Organism: Peniophora sp. CBMAI 1063
Lineage: Eukaryota; Fungi; Basidiomycota; Agaricomycetes; Russulales; Peniophoraceae
Source: the annotation of a GenBank genome assembly
AUGUCUGGCAUCGAGGAGAUCCCCCGCACCGAGGCGCCCGCUACCACCGGAGCGCCCGCGCCCUCCGCUGAGACCACAUCCACACCGGUCGCUGCGGCUACGGAGCACAAGGAGGAGCACAAGCCCGGCUUCCUGCACAAAGUCAAAGAUGCACUCACAGGCGUUCACCACCACGAGCACGCUCAUGGCGAGAAGCUUGAUCCCACCACGAUGGCCCCCGAGGAACGUACGGGCACGAACCUCGCAGCGAAGCAGGAGCUUGGCCUCACCGAUCCUCACUCCGCUGAGGGCUAUGGCACGGGCGCGAGCCUCACGUCCGCCGCCGGAGGCCCCGGCAUGAAUGUGCCUCGCUCGCUUUGA